AUGGAACAUCGAGCUUUGUGGGCUUUGAAGUUCUUAAAUUUUGAUCCAUUUGACACUCAUGAUAGGAGAAGAAGGCAAAUUCUUGAGCUUGAAGAGAUGCAGUUGCAUGCUUAUAAUUCCUCUAGGAAUUACAAAGAAAAGGUAAAAUUUUAUCAUGACAGGAAGCUGGUAAAGAGGCUUUUUCAUCCAGGACAGCGGGUGUUAUUGUUCAACUCACGCUUAAAGCUUUUUCCUGGGAAGUUGAAGUCUAAGUGGUAUGGUCCAUUUAUAGUUACGAAUGUUCAUCCGCAUGGAGCAAUUGAGUUGACAAAUCCGUCUGCUGAAGAUCCAAAAAGAAGUUGGGUGGUAAAUGGACAACGUCUCAAGCAUUAUUUGGGUGGUGAGGUUGAACGCCUUACUACAGUCAUGGAGUUGGUUGAUCUUUGA
Molecule: messenger RNA, 426 nt
Organism: Vigna angularis (adzuki bean)
Lineage: Eukaryota; Viridiplantae; Streptophyta; Magnoliopsida; Fabales; Fabaceae
Exons: 1
Coding region: 1-426 (141 amino acids)
Source: RefSeq, a predicted model, not a curated record